Molecule: messenger RNA, 858 nt
Organism: Penicillium brevicompactum
Lineage: Eukaryota; Fungi; Ascomycota; Eurotiomycetes; Eurotiales; Aspergillaceae
Product: FMN-binding negative transcriptional regulator
Exons: 1
Coding region: 1-858 (285 amino acids)
Source: RefSeq, a predicted model, not a curated record
AUGCAUCUUCGUCCAGAUCAUGCAGUGCGAGAUCUGCCAACGCUUCAUUCUUUCAUCCAACAACACCGCCUUGGCGUCUUGACCACAUCUCUCCCCUCUCAAGACCACCCAACCCUUCAAUGCAGCCACAUCCCCUGGAUCCUAGACGAGCCUUUAGCCUCAGAGAACAACAAUGACGCUCCCGGGUCACUAGGCAUCUUGCGCGGGCAUAUUGCCCGCCAAAAUCCGCAAGGAAAGGCAAUGAUCGAAGCCUCGGGGAGCGCCACGCCCGUCCCUGGCGCCUUUCCAACCGAUGCACUCACAGCCCCGAAAGAAAUACACACUCUUCCCGAGGAAGUGUUGAUCGUAUUCACUAGCCCAGUGGACCACUACAUCUCCCCAAAUCUCUACACCGACACCAAACCAGGCGGGCGCGUCGCGCCGACCUGGAAUUACGCAGCCGUCCAAGUCUACGGCCGUGCCACCAUCUAUCACGACACGCAGGACCCACAGACUGAAUCAUUCCUACGACAGCAGCUAGGGGACCUAGCCAGACUAGGUGAGGAGGGGAUCAUGGGAUAUGGGGAUUCUGGAUCGAGGUCCGAUGAGAAUGAAAUCGACGGGCGUCGGGGGGACGCUAGCGCGGCGGCGCCCCCGAAACCUUGGAAAAUUGCCGAUGCGCCAUUAGAGUAUAUUGCAGCACUGCUGAAGAACAUCAUCGGGAUGCAGAUUGAAAUUACGCGCAUUGAGGGGCGGUUCAAGGUUAGUCAGGAAAAGGGUGCUGGGGAUCGGGGUGGGGUUGUGGAGGGAUUGCAGGGGAUGACGGCGACGGCGAGGGAUAUGGCGGAGUUUGUUCGCAGGGGAAGGGUGCUGCCUUGA